Priceomyces carsonii is the source of this 540-nucleotide messenger RNA. RefSeq names its product chaperone. Gene Ontology annotation, biological process: protein folding in endoplasmic reticulum. The record is from RefSeq and is a predicted model, not a curated record. Gene Ontology annotation, cellular component: EMC complex. NCBI's taxonomy places the organism in Eukaryota, Fungi, Ascomycota, Pichiomycetes, Serinales, Debaryomycetaceae. Bases 1 to 540 code for a protein of 179 amino acids. The transcript has a single exon.
AUGGGUAUAACAGAUCUUUCUGAGUUGGUGCAUGCCGAAAGAUUUAUAGUAUCCAGAACUCCCAUGAAAGACCUGAUUCCUCCUCCGGGGUUUGAAGAAAUUGAUACCACAAAAACUAAGAAAAAAAAUUUAGGUGUCACCGAUACCAAAAAAAAAGAUUCAACAUUGAGUGAACUAAAGGUGAAAAAGGCUUGGGAAAUUGCGACUUCCCCUGCCAAGUCAAUACCAAUGAAUCUUAUAAUGAGCUACAUGACGGGAAAUUCUUUGCAAAUAAUUCCGAUUACGAUGACAUUGAUGCUAUUUUGGAACCCUCUAAAGGCCAUAUUCACAGAUACUAAUGCGGCAUUUAAGGACUUAAAGACAGAGGACAAUGGACCAGAUAUACUAUUGACUAAGAUUUUAUUUGUAACAUGCCAAUUGCUCAACAUGGGCGUUGGAAUCUGGAAACUAUACAAUAUGGGACUUAUUCCAAAUAAAGAAGCAGAUUGGUUAGCAUGGAAGGAGAUUGCACAUUUUAAGGAAUACGUAUCCAUUUUAUAG